Molecule: messenger RNA, 2860 nt
Organism: Anolis carolinensis (green anole)
Lineage: Eukaryota; Metazoa; Chordata; Lepidosauria; Squamata; Anolidae
Gene: mgat4b
Product: alpha-1,3-mannosyl-glycoprotein 4-beta-N-acetylglucosaminyltransferase B
Exons: 15
Coding region: 169-1809 (546 amino acids)
Biological process (GO): protein N-linked glycosylation
Cellular component (GO): Golgi stack; endoplasmic reticulum-Golgi intermediate compartment; endoplasmic reticulum
Molecular function (GO): acetylglucosaminyltransferase activity
Source: RefSeq, a predicted model, not a curated record
GGAGGAGGCGGCGAGGAGGAGCGGCUCCCUCCCGCCCGGGCCCUGGCAGCCCCUGCCGCCUCCUCCGCCGGGUUUCGGGGCCCCGGAGGCUGAGGCCAGCGCUGGGCGCCCGGGACAUGCGGCCUCGCCCAAGAGGAAGAGGAGGAGGAGGAGGAGGAGAGGGGGGACAUGAGGCUCCGCAAUGGCACCUUCCUCACGCUGCUGCUGGGCUGCCUCUGCGCCCUCUUCUCGCUCUCCUGGUACGGGGCCUUCGGGGGCCACAAAGGUGAUGUUGUGGAUAUCUACCAGCGAGAGUUCCUUGCACUGAGAGACCGCUUGCAUGCAGCAGAGCAGGAGAGCCUCAAGCGGUCCAAGGAGCUGAACCUCGUCCUAGAUGAAAUAAAGCGAGCUAUCUCUGAGAAACAAGCCCUGCGGGAUAUAAACCGGACAUGGAGCAGCUUAUCUGAUGAAACAAAAUUAAAAUUGUGGAAUAUCACUAACAAGAAUGUGCUGCACCUCCCCACCAUUUUUCAUCAUUUGCCACAUUUGCUGUCAAAGGAGAACAGCCUGCAGCCGGCUGUGCACGUUGGACAAGGGCGCACAGGAGUAUCUGUGGUCAUGGGGAUCCCCAGCGUCAAGCGGGAAGUGCAUUCCUACCUGACAGAUACUCUCAACUCUUUGAUCUCGGAGCUCAACCAGCAGGAGAAGGAAGACUGUGUCAUAGUUGUCCUGAUUGCUGAGACAGACCCUCAGUAUACAACAGUAGUAUCGGAAAAUAUCAAAAGCCUGUUCCCCAAUGAAAUUCAUUCUGGUCUUCUAGAAGUUAUUUCCCCUUCCCCACAUUUCUACCCAGACUUCUCCCGCCUCCGAGAAUCAUUUGGUGACCCCAAGGAACGAGUCAGGUGGAGGACGAAACAGAACCUAGAUUACUGCUUUUUAAUGAUGUAUGCACAGUCCAAAGGCAUUUAUUAUGUUCAGCUGGAAGAUGACAUUGUAGCAAAACCAAACUAUCUCAGCACAAUGAAGAACUUUGCUCUUCAGCAGCCAUCUGAAGAGUGGAUGAUCUUGGAGUUCUCCCAGCUUGGGUUCAUUGGGAAAAUGUUCAAAUCACUGGACCUGAGUUUGAUUGUGGAAUUCAUUCUCAUGUUCUAUAAGGACAAACCCAUUGACUGGCUCCUUGACCAUAUCCUCUGGGUAAAAGUCUGCAACCCAGAGAAAGAUGCAAAACAUUGUGACAGACAGAAGGCAAACCUGAGGAUCCGCUUCAAGCCCUCACUCUUUCAGCAUGUAGGAACGCACUCCUCCCUCGCUGGCAAAAUCCAGAAGCUAAAAGACAAAGAUUUUGGGAAACAAGCUCUUCGGAAAGAACAUGUCAAUCCUCCUGCUGAAGUGAGCACCAGUCUGAAAACCUACCAGCACUUCUCCUUGGAGAAAGCCUAUUUAAGAGAAGAUUUCUUCUGGGCAUUUACCCCCACAGCGGGUGACUUCAUACGCUUUCGUUUCUUUAAGCCACUCCGCAUUGAACGGUUUUUCUUCCGCAGUGGAAACAUUGAGCACCCUGAAGAUAAACUCUUCAACACUACAGUGGAAGUCUUACCCUUUGAUAGUCUCCAGUCAGAUAAGGAAGCCCUGCAGGAGGGGAGAGCAACGGCCUUCAAGUACCACAGGACAUCUGACGGCUACAUACAGAUAGGCUCCUUUUCCAAAGGCAUUGCUGAAGGAGAAGUAGACCCUUCCUUUGGUCCUUUGGAAGCAAUACGACUGACCAUCCAAACUGACUCGCCUGUAUGGAUCAUCUUGAGUGAGAUAUUCCUGAAGAAAGCCGAUUGAGCUUGAAGAUACAAGAAACGAUGCACACACAGUGUCGCUAUCGGCUCUUCUCCUUUUCUUCCUCUCUUCUGUGAAACUGCAGAUGUGGCAGAAUACAGGGAGCUGACUCCUAGGCAAAGGUGCUUUCAAAGGGUACCUGGCUGCUCUACGCAGAAGAAGCAGCAGCAGGCAGUGAAACUUGGCAGGGUCUUGGAGUUUCCUGACCACAUUUCCUAGGAGAAGAGAAGGAUUUCUCUUUCCACAUGCGGGUGCUGGACUGAACUACAAAACAGCAGCACCAGGGCUGGCCUGCUGUGCGCCUGGCUGCCUUUGCAGCUGUAAGAAGAGAAGCAUGGAGAUGAAUGUUCUGUGUAAAAGAUUUGUUUCUUUAGUCCCUUGAGCAAGGACCACAGGACUCACAGGCCUCUCCCCUUGCCCCUCCUCGGUGUUGAUGCCUGAAUGUAUCAUCCAAGGGUGCAUUUAGAUAUAUGGGUUUAAGGAAGGUGAAGGCCAACGUGACUAUCAAGCUCUCACAAGCCGCAGUGAAGCUUUGAGGUGUGUGGUGGGAAGCGGCUGUUCCACCAGCCAGCCCCUUCUGUAAGUAAAAGCAGUUGCUCCAGGCUGGGUGACUGGUCAGAGAUGGGGUGUAGGGAGGAAAGGGGUGAGAGGUGGAGGCGACAGAAUGGCAGGGAAACAAUAAUAAUGCCACCACUGUGCCUGCCAGGGUGGUACAUGCCCCCAUCACACAAUACAGCUCAUGUCGAAGUCACCAGUGUCUUCAUGCCUUGAGGAGGAGUGCAGAGUCCAUCCUUUUAAAUCCAUAUCUCUGUUAUUUACUGGUUGGUGUGAAUUUUGAAGAAAAAACAAACAUGUAGGCCAGUUCUCAAAUGGUAGGGAUUAGAGUGUAAUUUUUAAAAAAGCAAAACAAAAACCCAUGUCUCUAGCGAUACACUGGAAUGCAUUAUACUACUUUAAUGUGAUGUAUUUUUUAUUAUUGGAUACAUUUGAUUUUUUUCCAAGUAUAUCUAUAUAAAAUAUAUAUUAAAAUGUGCACUGUAAAAUUUUAAUUCCA